Ruditapes philippinarum (Manila clam) is the source of this 3445-nucleotide messenger RNA. RefSeq names its product secreted frizzled-related protein 3-like. The record is from RefSeq and is a predicted model, not a curated record. The transcript has 7 exons. Gene Ontology annotation, cellular component: cytoplasm. Bases 497 to 1759 code for a protein of 420 amino acids. Gene Ontology annotation, biological process: canonical Wnt signaling pathway; non-canonical Wnt signaling pathway. Gene Ontology annotation, molecular function: Wnt-protein binding. NCBI's taxonomy places the organism in Eukaryota, Metazoa, Mollusca, Bivalvia, Venerida, Veneridae.
GGAUAACACAGAUUUUAUAUACAGUAAUCGGGAAAUGAUCACCUGCAAUGAUUUUGUAGCAAAUCAUCUCGUGAAAUUUUUACAGGGGUUUACUCAUACACCGAACAUGGGCUGUGGUUAAGUAAAGAUAAUUAUUUUUUUCUACAUCUUUAAAUGAAAUAUUAGACAUAAAAAAAAUGAAAAAAAUAUAUAAAUAAAAAAUACAGCUAUGGAAGUUAAUCACGUGCAGGAUUUUAAAUAGGUAUAAAAGGGAGAUUGUCUAUGUAACUUGGAUUAUUUGAUCUUACUAUUUCAUGCAGACGACAUUUUACUCAUAGGCGCACUGUUCUAUAUCAUUUGUACACGGAACAAAUUUACUGCAUUUAUUCUGGUAUUUUGUUGGUUUUUGAUAGAAAAAAUCACAGACGAUUACUUCAAAACUAUCAAUUCUCUUUAAGCCUUAAGAGAAUGACUGUUUGAUUUUAGAAGUUUAAAGGAUACUAUCGCUCGAGUUAAAAUGUUUUCUGUGUUUGAUGCGAAAUCCAGCAGUCGGAGCUUGGAGGUGUUCAGAUGUAGCGCGUGUGAAAAACGUGCCGUUACUUCACUAGGUUCACAAUCACAUACUGUGACUCGAGUAGUCUCCAGAUCACGUGCAGUUCUUGUUAUUAUCAUAUUGGGUGUUAUUCAUACUUUAACGGUUAAAGUCUCGGCGAGUUCGCAUCGAGGCUUAGACAUGUGUGAACCCAUAGAGAUCCCUCUCUGCAUGGGUAUGCCGUACAACAUGACCAGGAUGCCGAACCAUCUUCACCAUAGUACGCAAGAAAACGCGCGGUUGGCUAUAGAACCGUACGGUGAACUUUUAAAACAGAACUGCAGUGCGGACUUGUUGUUUUUCUUAUGUGCAAUGUUUGCGCCGAUAUGUACACCUCACUUUCAGAAAGCUGCAAUACCACCGUGUCGUUCGGUCUGCGAGCGCUCGAAGCGUGGGUGUGAGCCCCUUAUGAAUAAAUAUAACUUUUCUUGGCCAGCAGAUUUGGAUUGUAACCUUCUACCGGAAUAUGACAAAGGAGUGUGUGUUUCUCCGGAAGCUAUAGUGUCUUCUAUGCCGACAGAAAACGCCCCAGCUUCUGAAGACGGGAAAACUACUCGCCCGAAACCAAAGAAGGACUGCAAAUGUACAUCUAGAAAUAAACCAACGAAAAAAGCAUAUAAGAAAGGAAAAUAUGAUUUUGCAAUCGGAUGUAUGGUAAAACGUAUAACAACUAUAGAUGAGAACAACACGGUCAUACUGGUUGUAGUGGACAAGAUCUUGCAGCGUGGUAAAGUACAUCUACAGGAAAGGCGGGAAAUAGACUUGUGGGCGGACUCUCAGUGUGUGUGUCCAGCUUUAAAAGUGAACAGACAAUAUCUUAUUAUCGGUGAAGAAGAAGUUUUAUUAAAUAGACUGAAGUUCAGUGAUCAUAGUCUGGUUACACGAUGGAAACAAAAAUGGGAGAAAAAAUUCAAAAGAUGGUCCAACACCAAGUCAAAAAAGAGAAAGAAGGGCAAGAACCGUAAAAACACACGAUGUAAGAAGGGAAAAUGCCGAAAAAAUAAUUCCAAAGAGAAAGUUCGCUGUAGGGUUGAACAAAAAGGCGAAUCUUCUAUGAGAAUGAAAUGUGUACGGACAGAAGAAGAACCUACGGAUGAUAAACUGGAAAAUUCAUCAAAAAGAAGAAGGAAGAAUAAAGACAGACGGAAGAAUAAAGGGCUUUUGGACCUCAGUGGAGUUCCCAAAUAAACACACACGAGCUGACGGAUUCUUCACAAAAAGAAUAAUCCAAACAGUACUGGUAAAUGAAAACUGUGCGUUUUCUGAAAUAGUCAUCUUGCUCAUUGAACACGUGAAAUUCGUGCAUUUUAUAUAAUGUUACAUGAAUAAAGACCGUUAAACGCCGUGCCUAAACGGAUAUAUUUAACUGCGUCACGUGAAAAUAACACUCCGUCAGUUUGUGAUAGUUUGACGUCACUUAACGUCACGUGUUGAAACAAAGUUACAUGUUGCAGAGUGUAUAAAUGUAUCAACUAAACUGUUGACAGAGAGGAUGGAAACUUUUAACUGUGAUUAAAUGUAUUUAUUUUAUAGAAAAUGUUCCAAGUGUGUUUCCUAGAACAGAAACUAUAUGUAAUAAGUUUCUAGUUAAAGGACAUGGAAACUUGCUGAAUAUAUUUAGGAAUGCAAGCAUCAUACUAAAAUCAUCGUCUUCCAUAACGAUACAUGUACAUUUUUAAAAAUGAUUUCAAUCAAAUUUAGUCUUAGAUUACUCCAUUUAAGUUAAUCUCAUUUAAACUUAAUAUAUUAUUGAAUUAAUUUAGUAAAGUUAUGGUUAACAUUUUUUUAUGGUUGACACUUUUUUUAACAUUGAAAACAUUUACCAGGCACUUUUCAUGCUAUACUUGUAUAUGGAUUUGAGUGAAUCCGGGUCAACUCGAUCUAAAAACUAACCCGGUCAUGGGUCAUCUCGGCCCUAUGCCAACUCGACCCAUAUUAUGGACUACUUUUAUAACUUUUUAUAUAUUUUCAUCAUAACUUUCAUUGUUUAACAUUUUCGCGUUUAAACUGAAUAUACUAAUAUUUAAAAAAAUUCUUGUUGUACUUUAUUGUAUAUUUAUUUACGCCUUAAAAUUUUUAUCAAUUAAACAAUCUAUAUUCUAAUAGGUUUUUAUUGUAAGGUCGAGUUGACCUGUGCCGAGUUGGUAUAGGGCCGAGUUGACUCUUUUCCAAUUUGAAUGGCGCCAUAUUUGAAAAUUCUGUUGUAAAUGCGUGGGUUUUAUAAUCAGUCCAUAAAUUAAGCAGUCUACAGUAUAUAGAGUCAGGUCGAUAAGUGUAGACUGAUCUGGUCCUAUACAGGCGGAAUAGAAAAAUCAUUAUUACCAUUGGCUUUCAAGUAGUUGACAGUUGAUCUUUUGCCACCAAUAUAGAGCCAGGUCAGUUUACCAUUGCAGUGAGAUCACGGGCUAUACUGCUGGUAGCCUUUUUCUUAACCUGCUGUAACUGAGUGGCCUAGUGGUUAAGCUGUCUGCCUCUCAACCAAGGGAUCAUGGAUUCGAGCCCUAAUCAGAUCACGACAAUGUUUCUUCAUAUGACACCAGUACUGGUUGGUUCCAGGAAGUGGACUAGAAAGUGAUAAAUAUAAGUUGCAAGAAUUUGUUUCACAAUCGAGCUUAAAUAAAUAUGUUUACACUAAGUGAUUCGCCUUUGCCACCAAGAGAGCCAGGCCAGCCUGCAUAUCUAUAGUCUGACCACACUUUAUACUGCUGGUAGCUCAUUAUUUUUGUAUGUUUCAUUACACAAAUUCAGAAGGUUAAAGAUUAAUAAAUGGUAGAAGAUAGGGACUUAAGAAGACAUCGACGUAUGUAUGCAUUUACAUGAAGUAUAGUGAACCAUGUAUAAAAACAUUUUAGAAAAUAAAACAGAUAUAAAUGA